AGAACAGCUGCAGCUACAGCUCGCCCUGUGAUGCAACGGCUGCUCUUCGCUCACUCUGGUCGGGCGUGCCUCUGGCAGCGGUGCAGCGUCUGCGGAGCAACUGCAGCAGCAGAGAGUCGGAGCUGCUGAGCGUGCUGCGGCAGGCGCAGCUGGCGGGUUUUCGCACAGGUUUCGUGACCAAUCAACGCUUGACGAGCGCCAUGGGCUCCGCGCUCUAUGCGCAGCUGACGCCGAGCAACUGGGAGUGUGAUGGCCUGAUGCCAGUGGGUGCUAUCGAGGCUGGCUGCCAGGAUGUGGCCCAGCAGCUCAUCUCAAGCGCAGCGGGGCAGUCUCUCAACGUGCUGCUGGGCGGCGGACGGCAGCUCUUUAAUGCCAAGGUGCCCAGCUACGAGUGGGAUCCAGUGGAUGAGUUGCUGUGCCGCGCCAGAGCCGGACGCAAUCUAUUGCGCGACUGGCAGAAUCAGAAGCUGAAGCUCAGGCCCAGCAGACGCUUCGAGCUGGUGCAGCAGGCACAGGAGCUGAGCUCCAUCAAUGGCAGCAGCUUGGACUAUCUGCUGGGCGUCCUGGCCAAUGGAGAUCUGAGUGGCAACGCCCGGGCGCCCACGCUACAGCUGAUGCUGCACAAAGCGAUGCAGGUGCUCCAGCGACCAGGUGUGGGCCAUCUGCUGCUCGUCGAGCACUAUGUCCAGCCGCAGCUGGCGGUCAGCCAGCAGCUGCAGCUGCUCAAUGCCACACUCUCGGAGCUGCUGGGCCACAAGGAUCAGCUCACGCUGGUGCUGCUGACCAAUGGCAACUACCUCAGCGCCAGUCGCGAUAUGAGCGAGGAGACGCAGCCGGUGAGCACGCUGGAGGAGGCCUUCCAAGGGCCAGAGCUGGAGCUGCAGCGUCGACUGCAGCAGAUGCCAUCGGAGAGUUUGCUCUUUGCACAGGGUCCCAAGUCUGUGCUCUUCUAUGGCGUGCAUGAUGAAACCUAUCUGGCACAGACUUUGUCCCACGCUCUGGGCAUCGACGUGUUCGGUAGGCAGCUCUAAUUUUCCUUAUGGCAGAUAAAGGAAU
Molecule: messenger RNA, 1056 nt
Organism: Drosophila arizonae
Lineage: Eukaryota; Metazoa; Arthropoda; Insecta; Diptera; Drosophilidae
Gene: Alp13
Product: Alkaline phosphatase 13
Biological process (GO): dephosphorylation
Molecular function (GO): alkaline phosphatase activity
Source: RefSeq, a predicted model, not a curated record